UUAUCCAGUUUGGUUUUGUGUCUCUGUUUGUCGCGUCGUUCCCUCUGGCUCCUCUCUUCGCUCUCCUCAACAACGUGAUCGAGAUCCGCCUCGAUGCCAAGAAGUUUGUCACCGAGCUGCGACGACCGGACGCUGUCCAAGCCAAAGACAUCGGAAUCUGGUACAACAUCCUGAGUGGAAUGGGAAAGUUCUCUGUCAUUAUAAAUGCGUUUGUGAUCUCGUUCACCUCAGACUUCAUUCCCAGGCUGGUGUACCAGUACAUGUACAGUCAGACAGGCACCAUGCACGGCUUCAUAGACCACACCCUCUCUCACUUCAACGUGUCCAACUUCAGACCCGGCAACGCCCCCACCUCCUCAAACCUCCCGGAGACCAUCGUCUGCAGGUAUAAGGACUACAGAGAGCCUCCAUGGUCAGCUGAAGCCUACCAGUUCUCUAAAACCUACUGGGCCGUCCUAGCUGCCAGACUGGCCUUCGUCAUCCUGUUCCAGAACCUGGUGAUGUUCCUGAGCCUGCUGGUUGCCUGGGUGAUCCCAGACGUCCCCAAGAACAUCAGUGAGCAGCUGAAGAGAGAGAAGACUCUGCUGGUGGACGUGUUCCUCCGGGAGGAGAAGGACAAGUUCCACCUCCUCCAGAGCCUCUUCUCCUCCAAGGACCAGCCCAGCCAGGGUCACCCCGACACGGCCCACUUCCGUACUCUACCCCUAGGCCUCUCUCAGGGCCUAGGCCAGCCCCCGGGCGGAGAGGGAGGGGAAUCCCGGGCGAGAUGCAGGGCUGCCAGUUUCAGCCAGUUCACCAGACAGAUGUCCAUGUCCCCUAGCAACAACGCGGCCCGACAGAUGUCCGUGUCCCCUAGCAACGACGCAGCCCGACACACAGCGGUCUGA
Salvelinus namaycush (lake trout) is the source of this 887-nucleotide messenger RNA. Its product is annotated as anoctamin-1-like. Gene Ontology annotation, cellular component: plasma membrane. NCBI's taxonomy places the organism in Eukaryota, Metazoa, Chordata, Actinopteri, Salmoniformes, Salmonidae. The transcript has 5 exons. Gene Ontology annotation, molecular function: chloride channel activity. The record is from RefSeq and is a predicted model, not a curated record. The annotation marks the transcript as partial. Gene Ontology annotation, biological process: chloride transmembrane transport.